AUGGAUUGGGAACCUUCAUGGGUUAGUCAUUGCAUUGAUAACUUUGAAAAUGAUACUGUGGAGUUCGACCCAUUCUUAGAGCUCAAUGAUGAAAGUAGUAAAGAUGUUGCUGAUGCAGUUUCUGUGGAUUUAUUAUUACCCAAUGACCUCUUGGAGCGAAUAUUAGCCUGUCUCCCAGUUGCUAGCAUUUUUAGGGCUGGCUGUGUGUGUAAAAGAUGGCGUGACAUAGUAUCUUCUGAAAGGUUCUUGCGGGAUUUUUCUAGACUCUCGUCACAGAAGCCUUGGUACUUCAUGUUCACUAGCUCAGAUGAACCUGUUGGUUAUGCAUAUGAUCCUGUCCUUCGAAAAUGGUAUGGCAUUGACCUUCCGUGCAUUGAGACAUCCAGUUGGUUUAUUUCUUCGUCAUGUGGGUUAGUUUGUUUCAUGGACAGUGAUAGCAGGAGCAGGCUGUAUGUUUGUAACCCGAUAACGAAAUGCUUCAAGGGACUCGAUGAGCCCCCGGGUCCGAAAUUUUCCGAUUACAGUGCAUUGGCAAUCUCGGUGAACAGAUUAUCUCACAGUUAUAAUGCCUUCAUUGUAAAAUCUAAGCAAGUUCCAGGUGACUUUUUUCAGUGGGAUCUUUCAAUCCAUGUGUACAAGUCAGAAACAAUGUCUUGGGUGACCACUUUGACGGAGGUUUUAACAGGAUGGCGAGCUGGUGAUGAGAGCGUGAUUUGUGAUGGGGUUUUGUACUUCCUGAUUUACUCUACCGGGGGUGGUGGCACUGAUAAUCGCCACGGACUCAUCAUGUAUAACCUCACAAGCCGAAUGCCCCAUAGUUUAUUGAUGAAAAGUUUCAUCCCGGUGCCAUGUUCUCUUACAUGUGGUCGUCUGAUGAACCUCAAGGAAAAGCUUAUAAUGGUUGGAGGAAUUGGGAAACAGGAUCGACCUGACAUAAUUAAGGGAAUUGGGAUUUGGAGUUUGAAUGGGAAGGAGUGGCAAGAGAUAGCCCGAAUGCCUCAUAAGUAUUUUCAAGGUUUUGGGGAGUUUGAUGAUGUUUUUGCAAGCUGCGGUACAGAUGAUCUCAUAUACAUCCAGAGCUAUGGAGCACCUGCUCUUCUUGUUUAUGACGUUAGCCAGAGGCAAUGGAAGUGGUCGCAGAAAUGCCCCGUGUCAAAGAGGUUCCCUCUUCAACUUUUUACCGGUUUUUGCUUUGAACCAAGGCCGAAAAUUGCUCCAUAG
Messenger RNA from Fraxinus pennsylvanica, 1221 nucleotides. The record is from the annotation of a GenBank genome assembly. Lineage: Eukaryota; Viridiplantae; Streptophyta; Magnoliopsida; Lamiales; Oleaceae.